Rotaria sordida is the source of this 1653-nucleotide messenger RNA. The record is from the annotation of a GenBank genome assembly. NCBI's taxonomy places the organism in Eukaryota, Metazoa, Rotifera, Eurotatoria, Philodinida, Philodinidae.
AUGGCUGACGAUAAUUCAGCAACACAAAUUCAUGUCAAUAAAUCUGAAGAACAAGGUAAUACCGUUGUCUCUGAAGGUGAAACAAAUAAGGAUGCUUCAUCAAAUGCAAUAACAAUCACUGAAAGUCAUCAUGAAACCGUACAAUCUCCUGAAAAUCCAAAUGAUUCUAUUGCAUCUGUAACUCGUCAACUGGACGAUAUUCAUGUCACAGUUGAAAAUGAGCCAACAACAACACCUGUCAUACAGGAAAUUCAAACAACAUCAAUGGAAGUAAACAAUACCGAUGAAGUUAAAGAUAAAGUUGAGGGAAUAGUUACUACACCUGAUGAUAAAUUAAAUGAAGUAGAACAUGCAACAAAUGAAACAAAAAAUGAAUUAGAAAAAGAUACAACAAUUGCUGCUCAUGAUGCUCAAGGAAAGGUUAAAGAAGUAGCAGAUAAUGUUCAAGAAAAAGCUACUGAAUUAAAAGAAGAUGUUGUUGCUGCAGCUCAUGCUACUGAAGAAAAGGUUGAAGAAACUAAACAUACUGUUGGAGAAAAAGCUGCUGAAGUAAAACAUGUUGUUGAGGAAAAAGCUAAAGAAUUAGCACAUAAUGCUGAAGAAAAAGCUGCUGAGUUAAAACAAGAUGCUGCAGCUGCUGCUCAUGCUGCAGAAGUAAAAACCAGUGAAACAGUACAUAAUGUUCAAGAAAAAGCUUAUGAACUUGCUGCUAACGCUAAGGAAGCUUUAAUAGCUGGUGAAAAGCUUGCGGAAGAGAAAUUAGCUGCUGCUAAAAAGAUAGUUCAAGAAAAAACAAAUGAAUUGGUUGACAGUGCUAAACAAACGGCUCAUGAUGCAAGUGUUAAAGCACAAGAAUUAGAAAAAACAGCUGAAGAGAAAUUAGCUGAAGUUGAAAAAUCCGGUGAACAAAAAUUCGAAGAAACAAAACAAUGGGCUAGUGAGAAAAGUUCUGAAGUUUUAACUAAAAGUACUGAAAUACUUAGUACAACACAACAAGCAAUAGUUAGUGGUGCAACUGCUGUAACUGAAGCGGUUAAACACGGAGCAGAAUUAUUAUCAGAAGCUGCUUCCAAUGUUACAGCAACUAUGGGACAAGCAGCAGCCGAUGUUAAAAAAGAAGCUAGUGCUGCAGCUGAUGUUGUUGCAACAACGACAGUAGAAGCCAAAGAUGCUGCAGUAGCAGCUGCAAAAAAUGCUGUAGCAACAGCACCAGAUGAUGGCAAACAAUCGUUAUCAUCAGCACAAACAGCUUCUCAUCUUCCACCUUAUGUUGAAGAAGUUGUAACUAAAACUGAUACUACCGGUACAACCGUAAUAUCACCUGUUGUUGCAACUACUACUCCUACCACCGAUCAUGUUUCACAAGAAGCUUAUGUAACUCAAACAUCUGGCCAAACUGCCUAUGGUCCGCAACCAGUUACUGCUGCUCAAGUAGCACCUGCUGCUGUAGCAACAGGAAAUAAAUCGGGUCCAGUGACAGCAAUUCGUAACUUUUUUAAAAACUUAUUUAAUCCACCUGGUCAACGACAACAAACCAAUACUACUGUUCCAACGAGUGAUGUUACUCCUCAGACAAAUGAAACAACAGCAACAACAACAACAACAACAACAACAACAACUGUUGCAGCAAGUGGUCCAUCACAAUUAUCAUAA